UGGGGCGCCAAACUCGUAAUAUCAGUGAAAAUCGUGUCAUAUAAGAAAUUCGCUUUAGGCUUGUUUUCGUCAUAACUCUAUCUACUCCUUUAAUUAGUUCAAAUGUUUUCUUUGGUACUAAUUCUAAUGGUAAUACUGCUCUUUAGCGCACACCUGGUGUGGAAAUGCAGUUAUUGGGUGCGGCACGGCGUUCGUGGACCACGAUGUUUGCCGAUUUUAGGCAAUAUGGAUGAUUUUUUCCUCGGCCGAAAACAUUAUGGUGAUGUCUAUAAAAACCUUUAUGAUGCUCAUCCAAACCUUCCUUAUGUUGGAAUUUAUCGGCUCUUCAAUGAGCCGGCAAUAUUGUUGCGCACUCAGGAAAUGAUCAAAGAGGUGAUGAUACGCUCAUUUCAACACUUCCAGGAUAAUGUGUUAUGGAUUAGUCGGAAACGUGAUCCUGUCGUUUGUUACAAUCCAUUCAUCGCGAAAGGCGAAAUGUGGAAAAAUAUGCGCGCCGAGAUUCUACCGAUUUUCACACCAAACAAAGUCAAAGCUUCGUUUCCCCAUAUUAAGUCCAUUUGCAAAAAACUUGAUUUGUUUGUGUCGCAGCAAAUAAACAACUCAAAUAAUUCCUUCGAAGCAAAAGAUCUGCUAUCGAAGUAUACACUCGAUGUGGUUGCUUCAGCCGGCUUCGGACUUGAUGGUGCUUCGUUCGACAACACCAAUUCAGAUUUUACACAACUUGUUGAGCAUCUAUUUAUGCCAAAUACUUGGAGUUUACUCGAAACGAUUGCAUUACUGUUCUCACCAUUACUCGGCGACAUCAUAAACUAUCGCUACGUGCCAUCAGGCGUACAGCACUGGCUUCGAGGAAUAAUUGGAAAGGUUUUAGCAGGACGUUGCUUGCAGGAAGAGCCAAGCAAAGUCAAAUUUACACCAAAAUCAAGUGAUUUUCUGCAAUGGCUUAUCGAAGGCAGACAUAAAUCGCAUGAACCGGUGGAUGUGGCAACAAUGGUUGGACAUUGUAGUACUUUUCUUCUAGAAGGUUUCGAGACAUCAUCAUCACUAAUGGCCUUUGCACUGUACGAGUAUGCUAAACACCCGUUGGUGCAGGCACGUGUUCAGCAGGAGAUUGACGAAGUUUUGGCUCGGCACGGCGGCGAAAUGUGCUAUGAUGCUAUACAGGAAAUGCCUUAUUUGGGAGCGUCAUUAUAUGAAACUCUGCGUCUUUACCCCCCAAUGAUGGCGUUAUUGAAACACUGCACGAAAGAAUUCAAAUUACCGCCACAGACCGUAGGUGGCCACUCCUUUCAGGUGCCGGUGGGUAUGGUCUUUAUCGUUCCGGUGAAAGCUAUACACUACGAUGCUGAUUUAUAUGAAUAUCCUUCGCAAUUUCAACCAAAUCGGUUCUUAGACCCAAGUCUUAACUCAAAUAGGAGUUUAUUUUUAGGAUUUGGAGAGGGACCGCGCAUGUGUCCAGGAAUGCGAUUCGGCUUGGCUCAAAGCAAAGCUGGAAUAGUGACGUUGUUAUCAAAGUAUUCCGUUAGCUUGGGCGAGAAUUUUAAGCCAUUGAAACUUUCAGCAACAACCUUUUUAACAGCCCCUGAGGAUGGCAUAUGGGUUUCGUUUAAAGAAAGGAAGUAGUUUUUUUUCUCUUCAAAUUGUAAAUAUUUUAAGAAAGGGAU
Molecule: messenger RNA, 1664 nt
Organism: Bactrocera latifrons
Lineage: Eukaryota; Metazoa; Arthropoda; Insecta; Diptera; Tephritidae
Gene: Cyp308a1
Product: probable cytochrome P450 308a1
Exons: 9
Coding region: 103-1623 (506 amino acids)
Molecular function (GO): iron ion binding; heme binding; monooxygenase activity
Source: RefSeq, a predicted model, not a curated record